ACGCGCGGAAUUGAAAACUCGGCUCGACGAACGACUGCAUGCGAUGGGGAAUGGGAUGAACAAGGAGAAGUUUGCCAUGUCUUUUGGAGGUCCUGAAGCCCCCGAAGCCGACAUGGCAACGUUCGAUGCGGUUGUACGCGAACUCUACAUCAAUGCAACUCGACUUGUCGAAGAAAACAAACAAACAUUAGCCAAGAUCGAAGACUAUAAAGGUUGCCAGGAACACGUUCGCAAGAGCAUGUCCUCCCCAACAAACGAGUCGUACAGACGAGACAGCUUGAGUCACUUGAUUCCAAAUGUCGAGGUCAUCCAGGAAUUCUAUCAGGCUGCUCACAAGCAAGGCGUUGUAUUCCAUCAACUAGUGUCGAUGUUGUCGGGGAAUGUUGCUCCAUCUCACCCAGCACUAUUCAAGAGGCUCGCGGACGUGCUUGUGUUCUGCCUGACGUUUGACACCCUCAAAGCGAUGAACCCAGGCAUUCAAAACGAUUUGAGCCAUUACCGCCGGUACAUUGCCGCCAGUAAGGACAACCAGUCCGAGCAAGUCCCAGAAACCAUGGCGAACAACUUGUCGUUCUUCGUGGCCGAUCACAUGCCGAUGCUCAAAGCCAUCAUCAGCACCCUCCACGACGACAAUAACCCCCACACCCGACAAAGCGUUGCACAGUUGGCCAACUUGACAUGCACCUAUGUCAACUCACACAGGUGAAGUUCAAGCACGACGUGGUGGCAUU
Molecule: messenger RNA, 731 nt
Organism: Aphanomyces invadans
Lineage: Eukaryota; Oomycota; Saprolegniomycetes; Saprolegniales; Verrucalvaceae
Exons: 8
Coding region: 44-706 (220 amino acids)
Biological process (GO): regulation of actin filament polymerization
Molecular function (GO): small GTPase binding
Source: RefSeq, a predicted model, not a curated record